Messenger RNA from Oryza sativa Japonica Group (Japanese rice), 2160 nucleotides. Its product is annotated as cyclin-A1-3-like. Gene Ontology annotation, cellular component: nucleus; cyclin-dependent protein kinase holoenzyme complex; cytoplasm. Gene Ontology annotation, biological process: mitotic cell cycle phase transition; regulation of cyclin-dependent protein serine/threonine kinase activity. The record is from RefSeq and is a predicted model, not a curated record. Gene Ontology annotation, molecular function: cyclin-dependent protein serine/threonine kinase regulator activity. NCBI's taxonomy places the organism in Eukaryota, Viridiplantae, Streptophyta, Magnoliopsida, Poales, Poaceae.
AUCGAAAGAGUCGUCGCCAUUUUCUCUCUUCUCCUCCUCCGCUCCUCUGAGUCCUCUCCUCUCCGGCUCUCCCCUCCUCUGUCGGGAAGGGAAGGAUCCAAGCCCUCGCCCUGCUCCGCCUCUGAUCCCCGCCGGCCGCCGCCGCCCUCGCAACCCUCGCAGCAGCAGCAGGAGGAGGAGGGUUCAGGUGGUGGUUGCCGUCGGCCGAUGUCGAGCAGCCUAGCCUCCCGCCGCUCGUCGUCGUCGUCGGCGGCGAAGCGGCCCGCGGCGGGGGAGGGAGGAGGGAAGGCGGCCGCGGGCGCCGCGGCGGCCAAGAAGCGCGUCGCGCUCGGUAACAUCACCAACGUUGCCGCCGCCGCCAACAAUGCGAAAUUUAAUUCAGCUACCUGGGCUGCACCUGUGAAGAAGGGAUCUUUGGCCAGUGGCCGCAAUGUGGGCACGAAUCGGGUCUCGGCGGUGAAAUCAGCUUCCACCAAGCCAGCUUCGGCCAUAUCCCGCCAUGAGAGCGCCCCACAGAAGGAGUCAGUUCUUCCUCCUAAAGUGCUUAGAAUUGUUCCAACUGCUGCACCUGCACCUGUCACUGUACCCUGCAGCAGCUUCGUCUCCCCUAUGCAUUCAGGAGAUUCAGUUUCGGUUGAUGAGACGAUGUCGACGUGCGACUCAAUGAAAAGCCCAGACUUUGAGUAUAUUGAUAAUGGGGAUUCCUCCUCAGUUCUAGGUUCCUUGCAGCGAAGAGCAAACGAGAACCUGCGUAUCUCAGAGGAUAGAGAUGUUGAAGAAACUAAGUGGAAGAAGGAUGCUCCUUCCCCAAUGGAAAUCGACCAAAUUUGUGAUGUUGACAAUAACUACGAGGAUCCGCAGUUGUGUGCUACUCUUGCUUCUGAUAUCUACAUGCACUUGCGCGAGGCCGAGACCAGGAAACAUCCAUCAACCGAUUUUAUGGAAACACUCCAAAAGGAUGUAAACCCAAGCAUGAGAGCGAUCCUGAUAGACUGGCUUGUGGAAGUCGCUGAAGAAUAUCGUCUUGUUCCUGAUACAUUAUACCUGACAGUUAACUACAUUGACCGUUAUCUUUCUGGCAAUGAGAUCAAUCGUCAAAGACUGCAAUUACUUGGAGUUGCUUGUAUGCUUAUUGCUGCAAAAUACAAGGAGAUAUGUGCACCUCAAGUAGAAGAAUUCUGCUAUAUAACUGACAACACAUACUUCAGAGAUGAGGUUUUGGAAAUGGAAGCUUCUGUCCUGAAUUACCUGAAGUUUGAAAUGACUGCACCUACAGCAAAAUGCUUUUUGAGGAGAUUUGUCCGUGUUGCACAAGUAUCUGAUGAGGAUCCAGCAUUGCAUCUUGAGUUCCUAGCCAAUUAUGUUGCUGAGCUAUCACUGCUGGAGUACAAUCUACUUUCUUACCCUCCUUCACUAGUAGCGGCAUCAGCUAUUUUCCUGGCCAAAUUCAUACUGCAGCCAGCAAAGCACCCUUGGAAUUCCACCCUUGCUCACUACACACAAUACAAGUCGUCAGAGUUAAGCGACUGCGUUAAGGCAUUGCACCGCCUUUUCUGUGUUGGUCCUGGGAGUAACCUUCCUGCAAUCAGGGAGAAGUAUACCCAACAUAAGUACAAAUUUGUGGCGAAGAAGCCCUGCCCACCCUCAAUACCGACCGAAUUCUUUCGCGACUCAACAUGCUGAACUAGAAAAAUAAACCAAGGAUUAGUUACAGUUGCUGACUGAAUUCUUCCUCCAGAGGCACCUAUGCCAGGUUGUGCCGUAGACCGUUCAGAUAAGCUUGAUGCAAGGCAUGCUGCUUGCCCCCCCUGUUCUUUCAGGUGGUUUGGCUGAGUGUAGAUAGAUCGAUGCUUCUGCUGUGUGUGGUAACUUUUAUGGUACUGAUGUGCUUUCUUCUAUCUUCUUUUCCCUGUACCUAGAUGAUCCAUGGUUUUCAGUACUUUGUACAUCGGAGUCCUGCAGCAAAGCUUUAAACAUCUUGUUUGAUAUUAGCUGCCAACCUGGGCGUCUCCUAGGUUGAUGUAUGAUAGAGUCUCUGUUCGUGUUGCUCUUGUGAAAUUCUCAAUAAGAGCACCACAUUUUCAACAGUGCUCAUUCUGAAUAAGUGCUACUAGUGUUCUUGAUGUUUCUAGUAAAAAAUACUCUCUCCGAUUCUAAAUA